This is a messenger RNA of Canariomyces notabilis, 2783 nucleotides long. RefSeq lists its product as uncharacterized. The record is from RefSeq and is a predicted model, not a curated record. Gene Ontology annotation, molecular function: protein binding; ATP binding; protein kinase activity. Bases 127 to 2607 code for a protein of 826 amino acids. The transcript has 4 exons. Gene Ontology annotation, biological process: protein phosphorylation. Lineage: Eukaryota; Fungi; Ascomycota; Sordariomycetes; Sordariales; Chaetomiaceae.
GCCACGUUCCUUGCUCUUGCGCAAAAUGUCAAUGUCGACAUACUCCCCAUCACAUGGCAACCCCAGCUAAGCGGGCUGGGCGCUGGAGCCUCGGCCCUCGUCAAUCAAUCCUCCGUCCAUCUUAACAUGAGUCUAGCGUUCAAGAGGUACAAGCCGGUCGAGACAGGUGGAAGCGGUGAGAGGAUGCUGCUCCAAGAUGCCUUUCGAUCCUUCGCAAACGAGAUUCGGGUCCUGAGGGAGCCCUGGGUCCGACGCUGCAACUCCAUUCUAGACCUCCUAGGGAUAUGUUUCGAGGCGAAGCACGCGGAUGGGGUUCUGUGGCCAGUCUUGGUGUUCGAAAAGGCGCCGUUUGGUAAUCUUCGUCAAUUUAUGAACUCAGAGAUCGGCACCAAGUUAUCGGGUAGAGCUAAGCUCAGUCUAUGUCGGGAUCUGCUCCUCGCGGUGGCUACCAUGCAUGGAUGCGACAUUAUUCACGGCGAUCUCAAACCUGACAAUAUUCUCAUAUUUCCCCACCCGGAAGGAGGCUUUGUAGCCAAAGUCAUAGACUUCUGCUUUUCCCAUGUGGGGGCGGUUGGGAUAAAGUUAGAGACUGUGGUACUGCCAUGUCUCGUUUGUCUCUGGCUGUUCUUGAGAGACGAUUUAUGUCUCUACUGGGAAGACCAUGCGCGGACAUACAACAACAGUUACCGAGACCUUCUCAGGAACGACGAGAAGGGACUCUGUAAGCUGAAGAUUGAGGAUGAGUUGGGUGCUUUCGCAGACCGCUGCCUGAGCAAAUCUCCCUGGACGGGUGCACUUGGGAGCGAUGACAUAUCACGCCUACGGCGCUUUUGGUUCCUCACACUAGCCAGAGAUAAAAAGGAGCGACCUCUGGGUCUUUGGGGAAUGCUCGAUCCUGGCGGGGAUGCUGAGCGACCCACAGACAUGGACUCGUGGAUGAGUACCGUCACCCGUAACCAUGCUGUAGAUGGCGACGGUGGACGUGUUGGUGCUUUCAAGAUCUCGAAGUCCCUUCCGCAGCUCAUCCAAGCGGAUUAUCGGUUGCGGCGCCAGCUGGUAGAGACACUGGAUGAGAGUGUUACGCGCGGAAAUCUAGACGAUGCCUAUGAGUUGGCACUCUGCAAAGCUAUUGGAUUUGGGACUAGAAGAGACACUGCAAGGGCCCUGGAACUGGUCAUAAGCAGCCCGAAGCCCAUCUUUCAGUUGGAGACGGAUAUCGAUCGGCUGCGCCACGGGAGGGUCGUCGUGGAGUAUCAAGGACGCUUCGCCGAACUUUCUGACGAAGGAUACAUCCAGCGGUAUAUCCUAGACGUUGCUGGAAAGGAAGAUGUCACCCGAGUGCGGGACGCUUAUAACGACGAGAUUGGAGAUUUAGAGGGCGCUUUGGGGAGCAGCAGCCCAGCAGUCAUCCAACUGAAGCAGCGACUUGCGGGAAUUCUCCUGCAAAAUGGAGACUUCACCGAGGCAGGCGCUUUAUAUUCUGAUGUUGCAUCAGCAAUAGCGCAGAAACGGGACGCUCUACCCGAUUUCCCCUCGACUUGGAAUCCGCGCGGCUUCGAAGAACGAAAAGCCUGGGACUACAUAGCCACCAAGGCCAUCAAGGAGAAUACGGUCAGAAUGCUCCAGAGCCGAGGCGACAUGGUCGAUUCCCACCGGUUGGGCGGAAACUGGGCAGCGGCUGAGCGUAUAGGAACAGAGGCUCUUCCCCAACUUCUUCAGACUGUCGGCGAGGAACACUUGCAGACCUUGGCUGUGAUGGAGAGUCUUGCCAUGACGCACAUGAAACGGAACAAAUGGAAAGCGGCAGAACAGCUUGAAGAGAAGGUGCUUGAAGUGAGACGGGAGGUUUUAGGGCCGAGCCACCACCUGACGUUGCAGAGCGCUACGGUUCUCGCAUCCAUCUACGGCUGCGUGCAAAGCUGUAGAGAGUUUACCCCGGGGGUUCUUGGCUGUGCUGGAGACCAAAACGAGCGGAAACUGCGGUCAGAACAAAGGCGACAGCGACGACAGAAAAGGGGCGAGACGCUUCUCGAGAGCGUAAUGCAGUCCCCUGACCUGAUGAGGGAUCACCCAGUCUGCAUAGAUGCCGAGGCUGUCCUCGCCUCGAUAUACAUCGAUCAGCGACGGUGGGAUUUCACCGAAAGCCUAGAAUUGGGCGUUCUUGAGAAGCGGACAGAGACAUUAGGCCCGGACCACCCCGACACCCUAGCGAGUAGGGGGAACGUGGCCCUAAUUCUGAAGGCAAGGGGGGAGACCCAGGGCGCAGAGAAACACGAGAAAUUUGUUCUAGAGACCAGAAAGCGCGUGCUGGGGCCGAGACAUCCCGACACCUUGGUUGCCAUGACAAAUCUAGCGUUCACCUUAAAGGAAAGAGGUCAAGAGGAAGAGGCUUCCGCGUUGUUUGAGGAAGUCAGGAACCUAAAAAAAGAGCUGAGAAAGGAUCUCAAACGGGAAGUGGAAUCGCAGCAAAAGCGUGAGAGACGACGGAAGCGGCUGGGCCAUUUAGCAAGCCGCUUGGAACCCGGGGCAACGCGACCAAUGGAGCAAUCUCCAGUGGUGAACAGGGCGAGUCAAGAAGUUGACGAGUUCUUCAGGAGCUUGGGCUGAUCCAGAUGACUCAGGACGUACGAAUGCUAAGAAACGACAAUGCUUCGAUUGAUCAAAUGCUAGAUUGCAUUCCAUUUGUACCCAACUCCGUCGGGUUUGCCUCUCAGCCCAUAAUUCUGCAGAGACAGGCGCUCACAUGACAAAGAGCAAAUCAGUAUCUGCCACAGGUGCAAAGA